Messenger RNA from Propithecus coquereli (Coquerel's sifaka), 2755 nucleotides. It is a transcript of the gene MINDY4, whose product is annotated as family with sequence similarity 188, member B. Bases 63 to 2357 code for a protein of 764 amino acids. Lineage: Eukaryota; Metazoa; Chordata; Mammalia; Primates; Indriidae. The transcript has 18 exons. Gene Ontology annotation, molecular function: K48-linked deubiquitinase activity; cysteine-type deubiquitinase activity. Gene Ontology annotation, biological process: protein K48-linked deubiquitination. The record is from RefSeq and is a predicted model, not a curated record.
GGCCAACCGACCGCGGGGCCUGGGGCUGCGUCACAGCGUGGCCUCGCGGCAGAGUUGGCGGCAUGGACAACCUCUACGUGGAGGAGGUGGCCGCCUCCCUGGUCAGGGAGUUCCUCAGCAGAAAGGGCUUAAAGAAGACAUGUGUGACCAUGGACCAGGAACGCCCACGCUCUGAUCUCAGCAUAAACAGCAGAAAUGAUCUUCGCAAGGUUUUGCAUCUUGGGUUUCUGUACAAGGAGAACAAGGCAAAAGAAAAUCCUCUAAAAACAAACCUUGAACUCAUUACCAGAUAUUUUCUGGAUCACGAUGGAAAUACAGCUAACAAUUUUACUCCAGAGACCCCAAUCCCUGCACUCUCAGUUCCAAAAAAAAAUAACAAAUUACCAUUGAGAAGUUCAGAGACCACGCUGGUAAAUAUAUUUGACCUUUCAGAUGAAGAUGCAGGAUGGAGAACAUCAUUGUCAGAAACAAGCAAAGCCAGACAUGACAAUCUUGAUGGGGAUGUACUUGGUAAUUUUGUAUCAUCCAAAAAACCCUCACGCAAAAUUAAGCCCACGCAGACAGCCCCAGGUGGAAGCCCCACCGUGGCUUCUGCAUGGGAGAAGACGGAAAGGCCUCACUUGUCGGAACCUUCUUUGGAUGUAAAGAGGAUUGGAGAGAAGACCAGGCCAAAGUCUGGCCUGAUUGUGCGAGGCAUGAUGGCUGGGCCCACUGCCAGCUCCCCACAGGAUUCUUUCCACAAACGCUCUCUGAGGAGGUCCCCGGCCUUGAGCAGCACCAUGCAGCCCCAGGAGGAGGAGAGCCGGAAGGUGGCCGAGCUUGCCACCUGUACCUCAGCCUGUCCAGCCCCCCAGGACGUCCCAGCUUCGAGCAGCAGCUCCACCUCCAGGAGCCUCCUGGGUCAGCUAAGUGAACUGAUCAUAGAAAAGCAGAAAACCCCUCCCAGCAGCCCUCCCCACCUGCCCAGCAAAGGGCUGCCCCAGGGGAAGAGGGCCAGCUGGAAAGAUCUUUCAGAGGACAGCCCAGCACUGGACAGUAGCACAGACACAGACAGGACGCCCUUGAAGUUAUACUUGCCUGGCGGGAAUUCCAGGAUGACCCAGGAGAGGCUGGAGAGAGCAUUCAAACGGCAGGGCAGCCAGCCCCCGCCUGGCAGGAAAAAUCAGUUGCUGGCAUCUCACAAGGCGGAUGGUGAGCUGGGUGCCCUACAGCUUGAGGAUGUGGAGGAUGAGAUGAUAAGGGAAGAAGUCAUCUUGUGCCCAGUCCCAUCAAUACUCAAGCUGCAGAUAGAGUCAAAGCCAAUCGACCUCUUAGUAGCAAAGGAAAUAAAGACCCUUCUCUUCGGUUCCAGCUUUUGCUGUUUCAAUGAAGAAUGGAAACUUCAGAGUUUUUCCUUUAGUAACACAGCCUCGUUAAAGUACGGCAUUGUGCAGAAGAAGGGUGGUCCCUGUGGGGUCCUGGCAGCUGUCCAAGGCUGCGUCCUACAAAAACUCCUGUUUGAAGGAGAUAGCAGAGCCAACUGUGCUCGGGGGAUGCAGCCUUCAGAUGCCCACAGGACCCGCUGCCUCACCCUGGCCAUCGCGGACAUUGUGUGGCGGGCUGGGGGCCAAGAGAGAGCUGUGGUCACACUGGCUUCAGGAACACAGCAGUUCAGUCCAACAGGGAAAUACAAAGCAGAUGGAGUCUUAGAAACACUCACACUCCACAGUUUGACCUGCUAUGAGGAGCUGGUGACUUUUCUUCAACAAAGCAUUCAUCAGUUCGAAGUGGGCCCCUACGGAUGCAUCCUGCUCACUCUGUCUGCCAUCCUGUCCAGGUCCGUGGAGCUCGUUCGCCAGGACUUUGAUGUUUCCACCAACCACCUGAUUGGAGCACACGGGUACUGCACACAGGAACUUGUCAAUCUGCUCCUGACCGGAAGAGCCGUUUCCAAUGUUUUCAACGAUGUGGUUGAGCUGGAUUCCGGGGACGGGAACAUCACACUUCUCAGAGGCAUUGCUGCACGCAGCGAUAUUGGCUUCUUAUCUCUCUUUGAGCACUACAACGUGUGCCAGGUCGGCUGCUUCCUGAAGACGCCAAGGUUUCCCAUCUGGGUGGUGUGCAGCGAGAGCCACUUCACCGUUCUGUUCAGCCUGCAGCAGGAGCUCCUGUGUGACUGGAGGACUGAGAGGCUCUUCGACCUGUACUACUAUGACGGCCUGGCCAACCAGCAGGAACAGAUCCGGCUGACUGUCGACACCACCCAGACCAUCCCUGAGGACAGAGACAAUGACCUUGUCCCACCCCUCGAGCUCUGCAUCAGAACCAAGUGGAAGAGGGCGUUGGUGAACUGGAACGGCUCAGACCCCAUCCUGUGACCUCAAAUGUGGGUAAGCCCUGUGGCUCCACUGCUCAUCACUGGGGGUGACAGCUGGACCCCAAGCCUCAGGGGCAAGUCUCUGAGAAGAGCGUCGCCCCCUUCUGGGCCAGCAGUGCUGCAGAAGCGUGCAGAGCCUCCCUGCCCCUUCCACGAAGGGCCCACCCGGGACCAUGAUGAGGGGCCCAGUGUGCUGCUGUGUCCCCUCCCAAAGACGGAGCCGUGACUGCCGAGGACUGGAAGCAGGCCUCCGGGGUCUCUGCUGCCUUUUAUCUGCAUCCCUCCCUCGCUCCCCUCUGGGUCAUCCCUUCAACAAGGCCUCUGACGUGGUUCCCCCGGGGACCUUGGGUACUCACUGUUUCUGGUAAUUGACUUUCUAUAAAACAAGAGUCACAUCCA